Tuber aestivum (summer truffle) is the source of this 1581-nucleotide messenger RNA. The record is from the annotation of a GenBank genome assembly. NCBI's taxonomy places the organism in Eukaryota, Fungi, Ascomycota, Pezizomycetes, Pezizales, Tuberaceae.
AUGAGAAAUCCCCCACCAGAGGUGUAUCUAUCAUGGCCUGCGCCAAACUACGUGGACCCAGAAACACGUGGGCCGAUGCUAAUUGUUGUCCCUGCCGUCCUGGUCGUCAUUUCAUUUCUGAUUGUUGUAUUGAGGCUGUAUACCCGGUUUGUGCUUAUCAGGUCCCCCGGGCCGGAUGAUUGGUUAAUUGGUGCCUCUACUGUAAGUCCAAAAACCGCUCCGAUUGCUUGUUUAGCUAGCCGGCGGAGUUGGGACCGACGGGGGGAGUUGAGAUUGGGAUAGGGAAAUGGGGAUUCUGAUUGGUGAGACAGUGCACGUCAAUCGCCUUGGCUGCAUUGACUGUUAACGGUUUGUUCUCUUCUACUCGUCUGCCACUAUAGUUAGACAGAGACCUGAGCUCUUGGUGUACUCCUAUAGCAACGAGAUAUGGAUGGGGACUCCACAUCUGGGAUAAUAGGCCAGAGUGGUAUUCGGAUUCACGACUAGUAAGCCUUCCCCCCAUCCGGCGGAAGCGCUCACAGAAAUACAUAAUACUAACAAUAUAGUAGCUCAGUUGGCUCUGCCAGAUCACGUUCCUCGUCAACUCCGGCCUCAUAAAGUCUUCAAUACUGCUCUCGUAUCUACGAAUUGCCCCAAACAAAUGUUUCCGAUACUCAGUGUAUGUAUCCUUAUUUUUUGUUGCUGGCUAUGCCGUUGGUGUUGGGGUAGCAAUUAUUUUUACCUGCAGGUACUUCUCACCUAACCCGUUAAAUAAACCACCCCCACGAGCUAGCGCAAUAAGCUAAUUCAGUGAUAGCCCUGUUCACGGCUACUGGGACAACACCGUAAAAUCAAAAUGCGUCAAGGACAGUGUCAUGCUACUCACAGGGUCGAUCAUCAACACUAGUUCAGACUUCUGGGUCGCAUUUCUGCCCGCGCCGAUGCUGAUGAGAGUCUGGUUGCCUGUCCGGCAGAAGAUCAUAUUAGUCUUUUUGUUUGGAUUUGCAGGAUUGUUCGUGCUCCCAAUAUCUCGCUCAUGGGAACUAGGUCACUGACAAAACAGAUAUAGAGUCUGUAUAGCGGGAGCUUACCGCACCAUAACACUCCACAAAACCAUGUUCGGGACCUAUGACGUUACCUGUACCCCUUCCUUUCCUUCCUUCCCUUUCACUCUACGAAAAGUUAACAAUCCCAGGGUACGGCGCUUUAACAUUGAUCUGGGGGGCCGUCGAAACCGACAUUGGCAUUGCUACCGCCUCUAUCCCAGCGCUGCGCCCGCUUCUCCACCACUACUUUCCAUACAUGCUAGGCACCAAUAGAUCGGCAGAUUACGAUUACGGUAGCCGCGGCGCCGGGGCCUACCAACUCAGGCCCCCGAACAAGAAGCCCCAAAAUUUCAGUCUUUACCCACUCUCGACCAUUGGUGGUGGACCAGGUCCAGAAAGUCAGGACCGGAUCGCGGGAGCGGAGGAAGGGCGCGGCGGGCUGGGUCACAGAGGAUCCGUCGAGAGCAACAGUGGAACAACGUGUGAGGAUAAGGAUAGCCGAGCAGGCGUGGAUAGUCUCCGGGAUGCACCCGCGAAGGCUAUCAGCGGGGUUUGA